AUGCCUUGCUAUUUCCGUUUUCAACGUGACCCUGAAGGGAAAGGGGGAGGCUUUGGGGGCAAAUACGGUCCCUGGCUUCCAUGAUUGAUGUUUUGCUUCUCUCCUGACCAGGGAAAUGAGGAGUCUAUGGAGCCACUUCUUGGGUGCAGUAAGGACGCCAAUGAUACAGGAAGAAGACAUCUUCUCAAGGAGAUGAUCUUGUUGAAUUCUUGACCCCCAUUUCCAGACAAGAAAUUAGAAAAGGAAGAGUCAAGUAUCUGUAUUGCCAUCAAACACCCAUGCCACUGUUGACAGGAAGGAGAAAGCAUCGUAAUCGCUGGAGUGUAGGAAGUGUUUGACUCGGAGGUGUCGUCUGCAGCAACAUGAAAUGAAUCGUACUGGGGAGAAACCCUUUACAUGCCAGGAGUGCGGAAUGAGCUUCACUCAGAGUUCAGCUCUACGUUCACAUCAAAGGACUCACGCUGGGGAGAAACCCUUUAAAUGCCCCGAGUGUGGACAGAGAUUCACUCAAAGGGGAAAUCUACAAACACAUCAAAGGACUCACACUGGGGAGAAACCCUUUACAUGCCUGGAAUGUGGACAGAGCUUCUCUCAAAGGGGAAAUCUACAAACACAUCAAAGGACUCACACUGGGGAGAAAGCCUAUACAUGCCAGGAGUGUGGACAGAGCUUCACUAGGAGUUCAGUUCUACGGUCACAUCAAAAGACUCACACUGGGGAGAAACCCUUUACAUGCCCAGAGUGUGGACAGAGCUUCACACAAAGGGGAAAUCUACAAACACAUCAAAAGACUCACACUGGGGAGAAACCCUAUACAUGCCUGGAGUGUGGACAGAGCUUCACUCAGAGUUCAUCUCUACGUUCACAUCAAAGGAUUCACACUGGGGAGAAACCCUAUAAAUGCCUUGAGUGUGGACAGAGAUUCACUCAUAGUUCAGGUUUACGUUCUCAUCAAAGGACUCACACUGGGGAGAAACCCUUUACAUGCCCAGAGUGUGGACAGAGCUUCACUCAGAGUUCAAAUCUACGUUCACAUCAAAGGAUUCACACUGGGGAGAAACCCUAUAAUUGCCUGCAGUGUGGAGAGGGCUUCACUCGGAGUUCAAAUCUACGUUCACAUGAAAGGACUCACUCUGGGGAGAAAGCCUAUAAAUGCCUCGAGUGUGGACAGAGCUUCACUCAUAGUUCAGGUUUACGUUCUCAUCAAAAGACUCACAUUGGCGAGAAACCCUAUACGUGCCAAGAAUGUGGAAAGAGUUUCACUACGAGUGCAAAUCUACGUAAUCAUCAAAGGACUCACACUGGCGAGAAACCCUAUACGUGCCAAGAAUGUGGAAAGAGUUUCACUAAGAGUGCAAAUCGACAUAAUCAUCAAAGGACUCACACUGGCGAGAAACCCUAUACGUGCCUAGAAUGUGGAAAGAGUUUCACUGAGAGUAAAAGUCUACGUUCGCAUCAAAGGACUCACACUGGGGAGAAGCCCUAUACAUGCCUGGAGUGUGGACAGAGCUUCACUCAGAGUUCAUCUCUACGUUCACAUCAAAGGACUCACACUGGGGAGAAACCAUUUACAUGCCUGGAUUGUGGACAGACCUUCACUCAGAGUUCAGCUCUACGUUCACAUCAAAGGACUCACACUGGGGAGAAACCCUUUACAUGCCCAGAGUGUGGACAUAGCUUCACUUGCAGUGGAGAUCUACGCUCACAUCAAAGGAUUCACACAGGAGAGAAACCCCAUAAAUGCCUGGAGUGCGGAAGGAGCUUCACUCAUAGUGGAAGUCUACGUAAACAUCAAAGGAUUCACACUGGGGAGAAACCCUUUACAUGCCUGGAGUGUGGACAGAGCUUCACUUGGAUGAGCGGUCUACAUUCACAUGAAAGGACUCACACAGGAGAGAAACCCUAUAAAUGCCUGGAGUGUGGAAAGAGCUUCACUGUACUAUCAACUCUACGUAAACAUCAAAGGACUCACACUGGGGAGAAGCCCUAUACAUGCCUCAAGUGUGAACAGAGUUUCACUCAGAGUUCACAAUUACGUAGACAUCAAAAGACUCAUACUGGGGAGAAACCCUAUACAUGUUUGGAGUGCGGAAUGAACUUCACUGAUACUUCAGGUCUACGUUCACAUCAAAGAAUUCACACUGGGGAGAAACCCUAUACAUGCCUGGAGUGUGGAAAGAGCUUCACUGUACUAUCAACUCUACGUAAACAUCAAAGGACUCACACUGGGGAGAAGCCCUAUACAUGCCUGGAGUGCGGAAAGAGCUACACUACGAGUUCACAUCUACGUAGACAUCAAAGGACUCACACUGGAGAAAACAAUGGUCUUUGACCCCAGACAGAGCUUUGCAAACUUUGCAUGUUGGUGACACACUUAGAUAUGCAUACUUUUGUGACACAUUAAUCCAGUUUAACUGGCAAACCAGAGGUUAAACCACACACACAUAAAUUUACAAUAAAAUAUAUAAUGUAAUAGUAUAUAGAUAUAGAUAUUAUUCAGCCACAAAAUUACAUUACCUCCCACAUACAUACAUAUAAUGACUGUUGUAUAGAUAUAAUAAUAAUAGUAAUAAUAAUAAUAGUAAUAAUAAUAAUAAUUUGUUUUGUACCCUACCACCAUCUCCUUGAAGGGACUCGGGGAGGUUAACCAAGUACUCAAGGUGCCACACAUAAAAUAGAAUCCCUAUCUAGCCCUCUCAUCGGUGUCUUGGCCCAUUCUGUAAUUCUGGCCAUUGGUAGUUCAUCUUUUGCCCAAUGGAAUAGUAUUGGAACUGACUUUAAAUAUAGAUUACUGUUUUAGUAGUAUUGUGUUUAUGUUUUAUAGUGGUUCUGUGUGAUUUUGUGUUGGCAAUCGAAUGUUUUGCCUGUUGGAAACCGCCCUGAGUCCCCUCAGGAAGAUAGAGCGGUAUACAAAUAAAGUUGUUGUUAUAUCAUCAAAACAAUACACAGUUUGACUGAAUACAAACAAUGGACAAUGUCAAUCGAUAAAAUUUAAAAUUUUAAGAAUUCUAAAACAUAGUUCUUUCUACCUGUGGGCAAUUGGGCUUCUUCAAACAUGAAUUCAAGUGCCGAAUAACAAUGGUUGAUGUAAUGAUAUGACCAUAGUACAUUACUCUAGGGCAAAGGCCUGUGGAAAUACCUAUGCUAACGGAAGAUUUGGAGAUUUGGGGCUAAUCUAAUUGUCAGGUUUUACAAUGUAUUGUAAUGUAAUAUAGCUGAGUCAUGCACUGCUCAUAGGCUUCUAUUGGAAAUGCUGAGUCAUGCAUGAACUGUAUAUUGUGAUUGUGAAUGAUGCAGUCCUGGGUUUGAGUUAGGUUAAUGAGUUGGGAACCAAUCAGAGAUUGCUAUGUGUAAUUGUAUAGAAUUGUAUAUAAGGAAGUCGUGUACAGUGUAUAUCUCUCCUUGUGUUGUGAUGUUGUUUUGUCGAAGGCUAUAUGUAAUUAAAGAACCUGUCUACUAGGAC
Molecule: messenger RNA, 3463 nt
Organism: Anolis sagrei ordinatus
Lineage: Eukaryota; Metazoa; Chordata; Lepidosauria; Squamata; Anolidae
Source: RefSeq, a predicted model, not a curated record